AUGUCUUUCACUCCAAGAACACGCCCAAAAUCAGAAUCCCAAAACUCUAAACCCAAACCCCCAAAAUCAUCUUCUUCGAUUUCAUCACACAGUCUCUUAAUAGAACCAUCGCCGAGCUUCUUCCCAUCAAAGGGCGAGCUCUCGAGGCUAUUCGCGGUUGUUGCCAUUGCGGCAUCAGUAGCAAUCACCUGCAACGUCUUCGUCAACUUUCUCAAUCGCCAGCCAAAACCCUUCUGCGAUAACGACGCAGGUUUCGACAAUUCCUUAUCCGAUUUAUGUGAGCCUUGUCCAAGAAAUGGAGUAUGUCAUGAAGGCAAAUUGGAGUGUGCCCGUGGCUACAGAAAGCUUGGGAAGUUAUGCGUAGAAGAUGCAGAUAUCAAUGAAACAGCUAAGAAACUUGUGCGUGAUGACACUUGCUUGUCAAAAUUGGAAGUAAAAAAAGUCUGUGAAGCAUAUGCUCAAUAUUUGUGCGGUGGAACUGGCACUGUUUGGGUUCAGGAGGAUGAAAUGUGGAAUGAUUUAGAUGAUUCUAAGCUAAUGGAGAAUUAUGGCUUGGAUAGUGCGAUAUAUGUGCAUGCCAAGCAAAGAGCAAUGGAGUCUGUUGAUAAACUAUUGGAGACGAGGAAAAAUAUAAAUGGGAGCAAAGAGUUCAAGUGUCCAGAGUCAUUAGUGGAACAUUACAAACCAGUUACCUGUUACAUCCGACAGUGGAUUGCUGAGCAUGCUUUAAUUUUGGUGCCAUUUACUGCAUUGCUUUUGGGAUGCACAUUGUUACUGUUAAGAAUCCGACGAAGACAUUAUCUAUCAGUUAGAGCUGAACAGCUUUACAACCAGGUAUGCGAUAUCCUUGAAGAGAAGGCCUUGACGUCAAAAGGUGUAAAUGUUGAGCAAGAAGCAUGGGUAGUUGCCUCAUGGUUGCGAGAUCAUCUUCUUUCACCCAGAGAAAGAAAGCACCCAUUGUUAUGGAAAAUGGUUGAGGAUUUGGUUCAGCAAGAUUCUCGUUUAGAUCGGUUCCCAAAGAUGGUGAAGGGUGAGUCUAAGGUGGUCUGGGAAUGGCAAG
Messenger RNA from Ilex paraguariensis (yerba mate), 1060 nucleotides. Lineage: Eukaryota; Viridiplantae; Streptophyta; Magnoliopsida; Aquifoliales; Aquifoliaceae. The record is from the annotation of a GenBank genome assembly.